Messenger RNA from Mugil cephalus (flathead mullet), 3626 nucleotides. RefSeq lists its product as uncharacterized. The record is from RefSeq and is a predicted model, not a curated record. NCBI's taxonomy places the organism in Eukaryota, Metazoa, Chordata, Actinopteri, Mugiliformes, Mugilidae. The transcript has 13 exons. Bases 727 to 1386 code for a protein of 219 amino acids.
CUCGGCUUCCUCCCCUCGGUGUGGUUUCCUGUUUGUAGGUGGGAGGAUGUCGAGACGGUUGCAGCCGCGUUCUCACAGCGCUGCAGCUUCUCAACAGCCGGCGACGCUCUGAGGCGUCGCAGCUACACCUCCCGAUUGGCUCGAGGUGUUUGUGUGAAACCCUCUGAGCUGCGGGCCCCUCUUUUCCACUUUCCACCAGUGGCAGAGUGACAGAGGGCAGUUUGAUCAGCCCACACAUCGCUCACCACACACACACACACAGAGGCCUGAACUUUAUGCUGCUGUUGCAGCUGCUCCUUCUUCUUCUCGGUUAGUGAGUCACUCAUCUUCGGCUCGGAGCCGGUUCACUUUUGAGGCUCAUUCUGUCUCCUUUCAGAUUCUCCUUCUGACUGAUGCGCCUGCGGUCCCCCGCCACCUUCCUUCCUCGGAGGAGCCAGUGAGAACGACUGCAGAUACGGAGGACCGGCGAGUGGACGGAGGUGCAACUCGAGAGGUGAUUGGCUGAUGACAGAGGAGGAGAGUCGCUGACAAAAAAAAAAAGACGCCCAGACUCCAAAUCAGCUCAUCAGACGAGGCCCGAGCGAGGACGCGUUCAGACAUGGCAGAUGUUUGGUUACUGUAGGCGCCUCAUGUGGAGCAGAUACUGUGGAGGAGACCUGAAACUUCCACCCACCCUCCGCCCGACUCUCUCUGCCAUCGCUGUUUGUCCCCAGGCGUAGAUGAACUAUGGAUCCCACCUGGUUGGUGGUGCUCGUGUCGGCCGGCGUCCUCCUCGCCCUCGUCCUCCUGGUCGUCGCCUGCCUGGACUGCAGGAACAAAGGCCCUAUGGUCUCCAUCAGGCAAGGGAGCGCCUCGGAGGAGUACAUCGACAGAUCAACUGAAUUCAGAGUUAUCCACCCCUCGCAUCCAGCCUUUGGCCUAAGCAUCCACUCUCCCUCCAACGCGUUGUCGACUUUGCGUAAUUCACCUGAUCCUGGAAGACGACCCUACACGCCGACAGAAACCGAGAGCAACCCGAGUUAUGAGAAUCCAGUCAAUGGACCCGAGUCCCUUGACAACCCAGAAGGCGAUUACAUAAUCGUGCUCGCUGACAAUCAGAACCGGCCUUCGACGCCCUGUUCAGACACCCUACAUGAUUACGAGAACUUGGAAGGAACACCUGAUAGUAAAUGUUCGACACCUGCCUCAGAGGAAGAAAAUGACCACGAUUAUCAGAAUGUGAAUCCAAGCAUUUCAAAGCUACGGAUCUGUCCAGCAGAGUACUUUCCACGAGGGCCAACACCAGAAUCCUCUCCUGCAGGUGACACCACCGACGAAGACGACGACGACGAUGACUACGACGACAGCGGAAACUACGUCAAUCAACCAGCUAUCAUCCACAGCUAGCCCAGUGCAUGAUGGGACGGGCGAGUGGGCGACAUCUUGACUGCCUGACCACAGUGAGCUUUUCAACCGCCACCUUCGUUUUUCUUCUUCCACUUUUGGCCCACAGUAAUGACUGAUGGUGUUUAUUUAAAGAGCUGAACAACUGAGAAAUGAAACAUGCCUCUUCCCCACCGCCUCCUCUCCAAAAGUGAAAAGUUUCAAAGUAAAACACCAACCAGGAGCCACAUUUUUGAACCUGCUUCGACUUACACUGUCACAGCAGCGUCCGAAAGCUUUGAUCAACGUUGCAGUGGGAGCUGGGGGUGAAGAUAUAUACCCCUGUGGUCAGGGUGUUUUGUGUUAAUGUGAAUGAAUGUCCGUGAAUCAACUUUAAAAUCAUUGACAGACAGUGUAGAACCUGCCUGAGAAUCUUUUUAAGUUUUCCACAGCACCACAGUUAUCAGAUGGUGGUCUGGUCUGCACACUUAUGUUACGCCGCAAACCAGUGUGUCUGUGUACAUUAAAGUUAGUCCACCUGCCCCGAAAAUCACAUUAAAAAGGCUUCAGCCAAACCCAAAUAAUUAAAAUGACCUCAACAAAUGUAACCUUAGAUUAAAAACCACACUGGUCGUCUGUUCACUGCUCGAAAUGAACUUGGAAAAAAGAAGAUAGUUAAUGCACACAUGGUGAUAUGUUUGUUCCUCCUGUUCAUACCUCAGAUUGUGUUUUCAGUUCAGUUAUUUGAGGCUAACCAAAAGGUUACAUCGAGUUUGUAUAUUCUUAUUUUAUUUUGAGAGCUGAACGUGUUGCUGGAUGAACAGUGGAUCACUGAGGUAAUAAUUUAUCCUCAGAGGAACAUGAUCUGGAUUAAAGAGGUGGACCGGCAUUAGCAUCUAGUCCUGCCCCUAGUGUAGCCUAAUAAUAAUAAUAAUAAUAAUAAUCAUCAUCUGUAGAACUGUCAACAUCUGUCUAAAGUGGUUCCAGUUUCUCAUUUACUUCCUGGGACUUUUCUCUAAUAUUUGCAUCUUUGUCCUGUAAAUGUUUUUCUUAUCUUUUUUAAUCUUUUAUUAAUUAUUAAUACAGUUAAAAACAACUGUUUAAUUGAACUGACCACCAUCCACAGUCACACCGGUUUCUUUAAGAGUCUCAAAGGUUGGAAACACUAAAUUUAAAUCCUUUUUUCUCAGCAGCUUUAGUGAAAAUCCUCCCAAACAACUACUGUUUAUCAGGCGUCAGGUCAGAAUCUGAAUCAGUUCUUUUAAAUAGUUUUUUUUUUCUCAUUCUUAAACUGAAAUCAGUCAGUUAUCAUUUUUUCCUUUUUUUUUUUUUUUUUUUUUUUUUAAAUUGAUGAACCCUUUCUUCCUUUGUCUGACAUAGUGAACGGUGUACAUGUGGGCGACACGAUGUUUGAGCUUUACUUUCAUUUUACUGACAACUCCUGAGAAUGUGUAUUUAUGUGUUGUUGCCACGGUUACUGUCUCUGGGCCUUUAUUCCAGAUGUGUGAACUAGAAUUUUUCUUAUGCAAAUAGAAAUCAAUUAAACCUUAAUAAAACCUUUUUGGCAGCAGCUUUUUUCUUUUCUUUUCUUUUUUUUUUUUUUUUUUACUAGUUUUUAUCCACAUAAAACUUUUUAACGGAAAUUCAGAUUUGUUAUUUUAUCUACACCAACAUUCACUGUCUGCAGUCGUUGUUUUUGAGAAUAUUUUUCGUCAAACAGCAGUUGUCAAUAGAGCCGACUGGAACCAAAUUCUUGUUGAAUGAUUACAGUAAAAUAUUGGUAAAACUGCUUGGCUAACUAUUUUCAAUUGCAUUUUCUCAUUUGAUAUUUUUCUUGUUUAAUAAUCGCUAACUUCCAAAGGACUUUGAAAGGUAUCUCAUCAAGCAGCAGUCGGCAUUUAAAGCAACUACAGCCAUUUCUUGUGUGACAAUGGUCAGUGUUGACUAUUUCUAUUUUUUCUACAAUUAUCUGGUUGUUAUGUGUUGGUUUUCAGUGACAGAUCUAGUCGAUGGAUGAUAGACGGACACAUAGAAGCUGUAGAGAAAUAUUUGUCUGUGCUACAUUCAAAACAUUACGACAGAAAUCGGGAGAUUUUUUUUUUUGUUUUUAUUAAUGAACUGGUUUUGUCUUUAAAAGGACAGAGGAGGGACGGGGAGAAAAACAAUGUUUCCACUGUUGUCAGUCCGAAUCUUUCCACCAGUUUUAACGUCUUCAGUCCAUCUUCAUGUCCGCGUGUUAAAACAGUCUGUACUCGCAUAUGAAA